CGCGCGCUUCGGGGAGCAGGUAGCACGCCAGGUGCACGGCGGAACAUGGACUGUCUCCUGCUGGUCGUCUGGACUUUACCUGCCGCGAUUCUCAGCGGCAGCUCCAUGCAGUUCCCGACCUUCCUGUGGCUUGGAAACGCUGUAAAGACCCUUCAGCUGUGUUGCCUCUGUUGCAUGUCUCAUGCAGCAAGUUUAACCAGUGACAGCAUCAGUAGCAGUGAAUUAAACCAUGAUUAUGUCUUUGUGACACCCGUCAAAGUGGAUGCCAGUGGAUCAUACAUUUCACACAAUGUUUUGCACAGUACUAGGAAAAAGAGAUCAACUCACAGUUCAAGGAGUUCCUUGCACUACAAAUUUUCAGCAUUUGGACAGGAGCUUCACUUAGAACUUAAGCCUUCAACCAUUUUAAGCAACAGUUUUGUUGUCCAGGUACUUGGGAAAGAUGGAGUCUCAAAUUCUCAGGAACAUGAAAUUGAGCAGUGUUUCUACCAGGGAUUUAUAAGGAACGAUAGUACCUCGUCAGUAGCAAUAUCUACAUGUGUAGGCUUGUCAGGUUUGAUAAGGACACGGAAGAUCGAAUUCCUUAUAUCUCCAUUACCUCAGCAGCUGGCGCAGGAGCACAACUACACAUCACCUGCUGGGCACCAUCCUCAUGUCUUAUAUAAACGAACAGCUGAAGAAAAGGUGCACCGGUACACAGUACAGUCCAAUCCCAAAUCCUUUUCUCUUGGCCAUCAUAGAACUCACAUUUACCACAAGUAUCACGCGCAAGCGAAUGGUUACCAUCAUGGAAGGUUUCAAAAGCAACAUUUUUGUGGACGUCGCAAGAAAUAUGCACCUAAGCCACCCACAGAAGAGACAUAUAUUCGUUCAGAUGAAUAUGGGACUUCUGCUAGGUUCAGGAGAUCAUCUGCUAAAAUUCAGAAAAAUGGAAGUCUAAAUGUUGAAACUCUUGUUGUGGCAGAUAAAAAAAUGGUGGAGAAACAUGGCAAGGAAAAUGUAACAACAUAUAUUUUAACAGUUAUGAAUAUGGUUUCUAGUCUGUUUAAAGAUGGAACAAUUGGAAGUGACAUAAACAUUAUCGUUGUGAGCCUCCUCCUUUUGGAACAAGAGCCUGGUGGAUUACUGAUUAACCACCAUGCGGACCAGUCACUGAAUAGCUUUUGUCAAUGGCAAUCUGCUCUAGUUGGGAAGAAUGGAAAGCGCCACGACCAUGCCAUCUUGCUUACAGGUUUUGAUAUCUGCUCCUGGAAAAAUGAGCCCUGUGAUACUUUAGGAUUUGCACCUAUCAGUGGUAUGUGCAGCAAAUACCGUAGCUGUACCAUUAAUGAAGAUACAGGCCUUGGACUGGCUUUUACAAUUGCUCAUGAAUCUGGACACAACUUUGGUAUGAUUCAUGAUGGAGAAGGAAAUCCUUGUAGAAAAGCUGAGGGAAAUAUUAUGUCUCCCACACUCACAGGAAACAAUGGAGUGUUUUCUUGGUCUGUAUGCAGCAGGCAGUAUCUCAACAAAUUUCUCAGUACAGCUCAAGCUGCCUGCCUGAUUGAUGAACCUAAGCAAACUGGACAGUAUAAAUACCCUGACAAACUGCCAGGGCAGAUGUAUGAUGCUGACACCCAGUGCAAAUGGCAAUUUGGAAUAAGAGCAAAAGUGUGCAACCUCAGCUUUGUAAAGGAUAUUUGCAAAUCUCUCUGGUGCCAUAAAGUGGGUCACAGAUGUGAAACAAAAUUCAUGCCAGCAGCAGAAGGAACAGCUUGUGGUAUAAAUAUGUGGUGUCGAAGAGGACAGUGUGUCAAAUAUGGUGAUCAUGGACCCAAGCCUGUAAAUGGCCACUGGUCUGCCUGGUCUGAGUGGUCACAGUGUACUCGGACUUGUGGAAGUGGGGUCACAUAUCAAGAAAGACACUGCAACAAUCCAAAGCCACAGUAUGGUGGCAAAUUCUGCCAAGGUUCCAGUCGUAUUUAUGAACUUUGCAAUAAUCAGCCAUGUCCAGCAAAUAGUUUGGACUUCCGUGCCCAGCAGUGUGCAGAAUACAACAGCAAACCUUUCCGGGGAUGGUACUACAAAUGGAAACCAUAUACUAAAGUGGAAGAGGAAGAUAGGUGUAAAUUGUACUGCACAGCUGAAGACUUUGACUUCUUCUUUGCAAUGUCCAGCAAAGUGAAGGAUGGAACCUUGUGUUCUCCGAAUAAUUACGACGUUUGCAUUGAUGGAAUUUGUGAACAAGUAGGGUGUGAUCAUGGACUUGGUUCCAAAGCUGUACUGGAUGCUUGUGGAGUUUGUAAAGGAGAUAAUUCAACAUGCAAGUUCUUUAAAGGCCAAUACUUGAUCCAGCACAAAGCUAAUGACUACUAUGCUGUGGUCACUGUCCCAGCAGGAGCACGCAGCAUUCACCUCCAUGAAAUGCAGAUCUCCACCAGCUACCUCGCAGUGCGCAACCUCAGUAAAAAGUAUUAUUUAACAGGAGACUGGACAAUUGACUGGCCAGGAAAGUUUCCUUUUGCUGGAACAGUUUUUGAUUAUCAGCGCUCAUUUAACCAUCCAGAGAGUCUAUAUGCAGCUGGACCAACUAAUGAGACGCUGGUCUUUGAAAUCCUGCUACAAGGCAAAAAUCCUGGGAUUGCUUGGGAAUACACAUUUUCCAAAAUGAACGAGAACAAGACAUCUGUCAAAAAGCACAGCCACUCCUGGGUGACAGUGCAGUCAGAGUGCUCAGCUACCUGUGGUGGGGGACACAUUACAGCAAAAGCAAUUUGUUUGGAAGAUCAUCGUACACGAGUUAAUUCCUCUUUUUGUGGUCCACGGAUGAAGCCUUUAAUUGAAACAAAACUAUGCAAUACUAAUCCUUGCCCAGCACACUGGUCAGCAGGUGAAUGGAGUGCAUGCAGCAAAUCUUGUGGAGGAGGGCAACAAAGUCGUCUCAUCCAGUGUGUCCAGAAAAAGGCUUUCCAAAGGGAGGAGGUAGUGGCCCAUUCCCUGUGUCCUGUUAGCACCCCUACACAAGUGCAGAUAUGCAAUAGUCAAGAAUGCCCACCUGAAUGGAGCCCUGGACAAUGGUCUCAGUGCUCCAAGACUUGUGGGAGAGGUGUUAAGAAGCGGGAUGUCUACUGCACAAGUACUAGUUCUCCCAAGCUUAAAAUCUUGCCUGAAAGUAUGUGCAGCCAAGACCAUAAACCUGAAUCCCAGCAGACCUGUGUGCUGGGACGCUGCCCCAAAAAUGACCGGCUCCAGUGGGUGAUUGCUUCCUGGAGUGAGUGCUCAGCCUCCUGUGGCCCAGGUGUACGCAAGCGAGAACUAAAAUGUGGUGAGAAAAGCAUCCAUGGGAAAUUAAUUACCUUUCCUCAGAGAAGAUGUAGAAACAUCAAGAAACCAAACAUAGACCUGGAAGAAGCUUGUAACAAUGGACCUUGUCCAUCCCAAACUUUGUAUAACAUGGUGUCUGGCUGGUAUUCCUCACCCUGGCAGCAGUGUACAGUAACAUGUGGUGGGGGAGUGCAAACCCGGAGCGUGCAGUGCCUACGCCAAGGGAGACCAGCCUCUGGGUGCCUGCCCCAUCAGAAACCAGCAAUCCUGAGAGCCUGCAAUACUAACUUUUGCCCAGCCCCUUCAAAAAGAGAUGAUCCUUCUUGCGUGGAUUUCUUCAGCUGGUGUCAUCUGGUACCCCAGCACGGUGUCUGUAACCACAAAUUCUAUGGCAAGCAAUGUUGUAAAUCAUGCACAAAGAAGAACUGAUAGCAGCAUGUUAUCUGAACCCUUCACUGGCAAAAUUUUCUUCUUCAAUUUAUGUUGAAAUUAACUUUGCUUUGAGCCAAUACAUGGUGCCAUGUAAACCACUGAUGGAAGAGACAUUUUUUUUAAGGGAAUGUCUGAGGUACAGUAAUUGUUGGAUAUAUAUUGAAAAAUGAAUGUUUUUUUUUUGUUUUUUUUUUUUUUUUUAUUAUUUGCUGACCUCACUAAAGUACAGGGUACUAUGGAUCACUUGAACACUCAGACUCAAGGGGCAGUUCUUUCCUUACAAGUGUCACUUUGCACUGUCACGUUAUGAGGAAGAAAAUCAGGCAAGGAUGCCUUUUGUGGCUAAUUUAGCAGAAUGCAAAGCAAAAGAGAUUGGGAUCUCAAGGAAUAAGGUUACAGCAUGGCAGCAUGACAGAUCACAGAAUCAGAAGUGUUUCCUUUUUUUAUCUUUUAUGAUAUUAUCGUCCCAGGGCAAGGAAGCUGUUUACUGCCAUUUUCACAGAAAGACUUUCAAAUGACUGUUUGGAGAACCCAGUGUCACAUGUGUGACCACAAGAAGUAAAUAGUGCACUACAAAGAUAUAUGGUGCUUCUCUGUUGUACUUGCUGCUGGAAAAGCAAGUUUUGCAUCAUGCUUAUGUUUUUGUUCUGAAGAAUUCAUUUUCUGCUUUGUCUAGAAACUCAGAGGUGGUUAACUAGUAACUUGAAAUGUAUUCCUAGAAAUAUUCAGUGUUAGAAUAUUUGGACUUUUAACAUUGCUGUGUUACAAGUAAAAUAGAAUUUCAUAUUUCAACUAACUCAAGGAACUCAGAUUUAUUGAGCUCAAUGUUAUGUUUUCAACUUUCUAAGCUCAUAAGAUAUGUAAAUUUAAAAUUUAAGCUUGAUAUAUUAAAGUAGAUUUUUUUCAGAAGCUAGGUUGUUUAAAUGCCAAGAUACUGAAGAAUGUCUUCCUUUUAAUCUCAAAUCUCUGCAAAUUUUGUUUCAUCAGUUGCCCAAAUGAAAGAACAGAAAUAUUAUAGUCCAUUAAUUCAUGCCGAACUUCUCUAAAUAGUUAUAUUUUCAUACAGGUGACAAGAAAAAAUUGCAAAUACUAAGCAGUCUAUUUUCUCUGACCAAAUAAAAAUCAUUUCUAUUUUUAUACACUCUCUUAAUACUUACAUUUAAUUCAGAAUCCACUGGCAAACAAAACAAAUGUAAACAAUAUUUGUCAUCAUUCCAUACCAAGAUGUUAUAUGACACUGUACAUCAAAUGGUACAGCUUAAAAAGUUUCUGAAUUUAAAAAAAUUCAACCCAGCAUAUUUGCCAAACCCGUUCUGAGACAGAGCUGUGUUCUACUGUAAUUUUCUGGGGAGUGGCUAUAAGGGACAUAUUUAUCUAAUUCCACCCAAUCCCACAACUUCUUUUGAUGAAUGUAGCUGCAUUUUACUGUUUUUUUUAAAGUAUCAAUUCAGCAUAAGAUUAGCCAGCUCAGCACUAAUGCCAGACAGUGGUCACUUAAAAUUAUCAGUUCCUUUUGCAACAAUUUAAAUUAAAAACAUGUAUUCUAUGAUACUGUAAGAAAUGAUGAUUGGAAACAUAUCUCAAUCUACACUGCUCUGUCUUGAUA
Messenger RNA from Centrocercus urophasianus (Greater sage-grouse), 5341 nucleotides. It is a transcript of the gene ADAMTS18, whose product is annotated as ADAM metallopeptidase with thrombospondin type 1 motif 18. Gene Ontology annotation, biological process: proteolysis; extracellular matrix organization. Gene Ontology annotation, molecular function: metalloendopeptidase activity. Gene Ontology annotation, cellular component: extracellular matrix. The coding region runs from base 46 to 3732 and encodes 1228 amino acids. NCBI's taxonomy places the organism in Eukaryota, Metazoa, Chordata, Aves, Galliformes, Phasianidae. The record is from RefSeq and is a predicted model, not a curated record. The transcript is spliced from 23 exons.